UUCGACGCUACCCUCGCUCAAAAAGCAGCAACCUCCGUGGCGAACCGAUGGAGCAGUGGAGGAGCGCAGCCAGAGAUGACGCCGCGCUCACCGCCACCGUCGAUCUCACCAGGUGAUCUACCGUCCUUGGCCGGCCAGUGCUCGACGAAGCGCGGCCUCCGCCUGCUCCACGGCGUUCUCCUCCGCCGCCGCCACCUCCUGCCGGCCGCCGACGCCGUUGCGUCGCUCGCCAAGCUCCUCCGCUUCGCCGCCGUCUCCCCCGCGGGCGACCUCCGCCACGCAGCCGCCAUGCUCUCCCUUCACCUCCCGUUCGUCUCGUUGGCCUCCUCCCACCUCGCCUUCUUCUACAACACCCUCAUGCGCGGCCUCGCCGCGUCCUCCUCGCCCGGCUCAGCCAUCGAGCUCUUCGCCGCGAUGCGCCGCGCGGGCGCCGCCCCCGACGCCUUCACCUUCACAUUCGCCCUCAAGUCAUGCUCGCGAUGCGUGUCGCGGUUGCGGUUGCCCUGUGACCUCCACGCCCAGGCGAUCAAACACGGUUGCCUUGGCGCGGGCAGCUCCCACGUGCAUGUCUACAAUGCGCUGCUCCACGCCUACUCGUCUCGGGCGGCGGCGGGCGACGCGCGCAGGGUGUUUGACGAAAUGCCUGCUCGGGACGUGAUCUCCUUCUCAGGUCUGCUGACUUUGCACCUCAAGGCCAACGAUUUGGGUGCCGCACGCGUGGUGUUCGAUCAGAUGUCUCACCGGGACGUUGUUUCUUGGACUGCCAUGAUAUCUGCGUAUGCCAGGGCACGACGUCCACGGGAGGCCUUGGCAUUGUUUGAUGCAAUGCCGGUGCAGCCAGAUGAAGUGACCAUGCUGAGUGUAGUGUCAGCAUGCACUGCACUCGGGGACCUUGCAACUGGGGAGCGUGUGCGUCAGUAUGUUGAUUCCAAUGGCUUCGGGUGGAUGGUAUCACUCCGUAAUGCACUCAUGGACAUGUAUGCUAAGUGCGGGAGCCUCAGCGAAGCACGCUCUUUGUUUGAUGGCAUGACCGUAAGGAGCUUGGCAUCUUGGAAUACAAUUAUCUCGGCAUAUGCAUCACAUGGUGAUGUGGAGAGGACAGUUGCUUUGUUUCAUCAGAUGCUGGCCGAUGGCAAAGCUGUGAAGCCUGAUGGGGUAACACUGCUUGCAGUUAUCACCGCAUAUGCACACAAGGGCCUUGUCGAGGAGGGACGUGCAAUGUUCAAUGCAAUGCUAAGUGGCAACUACGGUAAAGUGGAUCUCGGCAUCGAGCAUUAUGGGUGCAUGGUGGAUCUGCUUGGUCGGGCAGGGCAACUUGAGGAAGCAUACAAAAUGAUAGAGAAAAUGCCAAUUCCGAGCAAUAGUGUGGUCUGGGGUGCUUUACUUGGUGCAUGCCGGACACAUGGGGAUAUCGGCAUGGCAGAGCGGGCGGUCCAGAAGCUAAGGAGCCUGAACCCGGAGGAGGGUGGGUACUACAUUUUGCUCAGCGACAUGUACGCUGCUUCUGGACGAACAGCAGAGGCCGUGGAGAUCAGACGGAUCAUGAACCUGUCUAGGGCCCAAAAGACUAUAGGCCAGAGCAGCUGGAGCACACCCUGUCUGACUCAGUUGUAAUUUUUCCAAGGUUGAAUUUCACCAGAUUUUUCCAUUUGGAUCACUAGCAUAGCCAGGUGGUGACGUGGUGUAUACUACAUUUGCUAUCCUACAGAAAUGGGUUAGGAAGCACAACAGUUAUUGUAAAGGGGAUCGUUUUUUUAACAAAUUGUGGAGGGAUUUUUUUUAAGAAUUCAUUUCACCAA
This is a messenger RNA of Oryza brachyantha (malo sina), 1799 nucleotides long. RefSeq names its product pentatricopeptide repeat-containing protein At5g56310-like. Gene Ontology annotation, molecular function: RNA binding; protein binding. The transcript has 2 exons. NCBI's taxonomy places the organism in Eukaryota, Viridiplantae, Streptophyta, Magnoliopsida, Poales, Poaceae. Bases 76 to 1614 code for a protein of 512 amino acids. Gene Ontology annotation, biological process: RNA modification. The record is from RefSeq and is a predicted model, not a curated record.